CCUCCACCCCACUCUUGGAAGCAGGCAGCAUUCCGGUGGGCUCCAGUCGGGAAAAAAGAUGGCAGAGUUAGAGGAGGAGGUGGGUGUGCUGGUUCAGAGAGUUGUGAAGGAUAUUAACAGCGCAUUCAAGAAAAACCCUAACAUUGAUGAAAUUGGAUUGAUUCCAUGUCCAGAAGCUAGAUACAAUCGCAGUCCCAUAGUUCUUGUGGAAAAUAAACUUGGAGUGGAAAGCUGGUGCAUCAAAUUUCUGUUGCCAUAUGUUCAUAAUAAACUUCUCCUCUUCCGGCAGAGAAAACAGUGGUUUGAUCGAGAUGCUUUGAUAGAUAUCACGUGCACACUGCUCCUGCUGAAUCCUGACUUCACUACUGCAUGGAAUGUCAGGAAAGAGCUGAUUCAGUUUGGGGCAUUAAGUCCGGAGAAAGAUUUGUAUCUGGGAAAACUUGCAUUAACCAAAUUUCCGAAGAGUCCUGAAACUUGGAUUCACAGGCGAUGGGUUUUAAAAAGACUGCUCCAAGAGCACUGUCCUCAUAGUUCACUUGCAAAAGAUCAAAACAGAGAUGUGACAACAGCACAGUCUGCAAAAUAUCAGGAAAUUUUGCACGAUGAGCUGAAAGUGUGUACUGAUGCUGCAGGAAGGUACCCAAGUAAUUACAAUGCUUGGUCGCAUCGCAUCUGGGUUUUGCAGAAUAUGGCUGAAGAAGACAGCAAGAUAAUUUAUGAUGAGUUGUGCUCUUCUAAAUACUGGGUUUCCAUGCACAUAUCAGAUCACAGCGGCUUCCAUUAUCGACAGUUUCUUUUCAAGUCAUUGAUCAGAAGAUCCAAUUUUAUAUUGGACAAAACUGUUUCUGCACCUUCCUUACCAACUGAUCACUGUGCAAGUCUUCCAAAGGAGGAAUCAAGUUCUGAAAUUCAGACAUGGUCACUUCAGGGCCUCUUUGAUGAAGAAUUGGACCUUUGUAAUGAUCUUAUUGAGUCUUACCCAGGUCAUGAGGCACUUUGGUGUCAUAGACGUCUGGUUUUCUUCCUUUGGCAUCAUUGGAGCAGCGACCACCAUUCUUGUGGCACCCCAGGGAAAACAUCAUUGAAUGGCACAGAUGGAUCACUUGGGUUAUCGCACACAACAACAAUGGUUAACAAGGCUUCACAGGUCAUGGAUGUGGAUUGCUUAAUAGAUCCCAGCCUGCAAAGCUAUUCACAGGAGACUAAACGGCUUAAACGGGGUCCUCAACCGGACUCUCAUAAGCUCUUAGCAGAGCACAGGUUUGUUUCUAAAAUCUUGUCAGACUGUGGGAAUAUGGACCAAGUUCGUUUUGCUACUUCAUACAAAAAAUGGCUGGACUCUGUUAUAGGUCAGCUUUAGGGGAUAUAGUUGGCAAAGUGUUAACUGUAACACUCAGAACCCCUUCGGAGGAACAUUUUUUGUUGUUUCUUUCAGCCAUGUGUUUUCUUCAUUCUCUAUAGAAUUCUGCAUUGCUCCAGGUGUUCCAGCUUUUCAUGGAAAUAUUAGCAAUUAUCCACAUAACUGUCUGUAGCUCUUAAAAUGUAAGCAGCAAUUUUACAGUUUUCCUGUGUUAGGUAAGGUUCUUGGUUUACUAUCAUGUUCCAGUUAUUUAUUUUCUUCCCCAAUUAUCUCACAAAAAAACAUCUUUUUUUAAGUGUUUAUUGCAUUUAAGCUAUAGGUUUACAUGUUUUUUUUCUUUAUCAGACAAUGUUGGGGGAAAAAAAAAUCUUUCAUUUUGAGAAAUCAAAACACUUCCUGUAUAACUAGCAGCCACUGGAAAAAUGUAAAGAUCUGCUAUUCUGGUCUGCUGGAGACUAAGGGUUAAGUAUUGCUGAACGUUGCUCAGGUCAUUAGGCACUUUUGGUACUAUAGGUAUGCUGUUAGAAGGAGUCUGCAGUGCAUUUAUGUUUUAAAUUUGUUGAAGCACUUAAAGAUUAGCUAGCCAUAAUAAGUACCUUGUUAAACAUGGUGCUUUGUAGUACUUUAAAAUCACAUUUAAGCAAAGUCCCAUUAUGAGUCAAAUGAAUAGUGAUAAUCUUUUUGUCUAAUACACGUGAGAGGACUUUUAAGCAUUUAAACUGUCCAGGAGUUAAGUUUCACUUUUGCUACUAUGCGUAUUUAGUGUUUCCUUAGAUGUUUUCUAGGUAGCUAGGUCAGCCCCCUACCUUUUAGAAAUUGGACUUUAAAAAAUAUAUGGAACAAUAUCCAUCCAAGUCAACAUUUUAACAUUUGUAGCUUUUAAGAAAUCUGUUUCACAGUACCAUGUAAUAUUGAUUGUUGUUUGGUCACAUAAGUACUGUAUUUUUAAUAGAUCUGUUUUGUUCAGUUGUAAUAAGAUUCAUAUAUUUGUUAGGUCCUGUUUUACAUAAUAGCCUUAUGAAUGCCUCUCUGGCUAAUUUAUAAUUUGUGAGGCAUCAAGCAGAUUUAACUGCAAGAAAAUAUAUUUAAAGAAGAUACAGUUCUUUGUAGAGAUUAGGCUCCUAAGGCAGGGCUUUUGUGAUUGUAUUCAGUGUAGCAGUGCUAGUUUGUUUUUUUUUUUUGUAACAUGUAUGUCAUAUUUGUAAAACAAAAGGAUGCACACAUAAAAACUUAUCCUCAGCCAAGUAAUUCUUCUGAAUGAUACUCUUUUUCCAGUUAAAACAGAUAUUUAGGCCAUUUAUCCAAAAGUAAAAACUGUCAUACAUUAAAGGACUACAGUUGGUCAGUUUCCUCCACAUGAUACAUCAGAAUUUCUACUAAAAUGAUGGAUUAUGCAUGACCUCAGCAUUGUCGAGAUUUCUGUGAGAUUUUUCCUCCUUCAGUCUGUUUCAGGUCAUGGGUUCUGUAACUUUUCAAUUUCCUUUCAGUGCUUGACCCUUAAGGAGGAGUCUGGAGCACAAAACAAAUGGUAGUCUACCCAAACAGCAAGGAUUAUCAUCUAUGUGUCAUUCUCAUGGUUGCUUUCUUAUCUUUCUCUGUUUUUGUAUGCUCAUUUUCAUAUUUUAUUUAAACUUUCAGUUAAUUGGAGACAGAGUUUCUACUUUAUCUGUUGGAGGUCUUUAGUGGUAGAGACAUCCUCAUCUACACAGCGGACAAAGUCUAGCAUAAAUAGCGUUGAAAAUCUCUGCCCUUUCCAUUUUUUCCUUUAAACCCUAUGCUAAUAGUGAAUUUCAAAUACACUUUAAAAGUACAUAUAUUCACAUUUAUUUAUUGUUACUGCAUUUAAAUCUGAUAUAUUUAUACAUGUGGAAAACGUACUUUUUAGUUUACUUUUCAGUACCUGCAUUUGUUCCAGUAUGGCAUUAAUUUUAAUUUCUAUUGUUGGUUGCUAUCAUCUUUUUCCAGUUUUUAUCAGGCUUUUUUUUUUUUUUUUAUCUUUCUUGUAUUUUUUUUUUGUGGAUGCUCGGUGAAGUAUACCUUAUUCUAAAUUUUUUUUCCACUUUAAACUUUCUGCCAUGAAAUAUAUGGUGGGAGUUUUGUUGAUUGUUUUUGUUUUUUUAUUUUAUUUAUAAAUGGAAUCUAAAGGAAUAAAUAAUAUUCUAGCCAAUUAUUUUACAAAACUAGAAAUGGCAAAAAAGUGAAAUUCAGGAGCAAUAUACAGUAUACUGUUAUCUGCGUAAAAUGCAUUUGUUAUAUGGGCAUAAUUUCGUUUCCGCAGUGCUAAGCUGAAACAUAAGAAUCUGGAGCAGCACACCAACUCAGGAAAGUCAUACUCAGCUUUUGGGUAGUGUUGCAUUACUGUUUCAAGGAUAUUUAGUUAUAUAUUAUAUUUAAUUUUAUUUAUAUAUAUAUAUAUAUAUAUAUAUAUAUAUAUAUAUAUAUAUAUAUAUAUAUAUAGUGAAUUUAAACUUUAUAGGAAAUAAUUUUGUUGAGGAAUUGCUGCCAUUCUCUCCUUUAAAUAUAGUUUUUGUUACUGAAGAAUUUUCUGAAGGGGAAUUUGUAAUUUAAAUGGGUCUUAGGCUUUGUUUCACAGAUUUUUCCAUCUGAAAAAUUCUCCCAGCUCUUUUUUUUAUUUAUUAAGUUAUUUAAUGUGUUUUUCCCAUUCAGCAUCUUAUGAGUAUAUCUUUCUGGUGCUGACGACAGAUUAGAUGCUAGGUUCAGUUUUAUGUUGUGUAGACUGGAAACUGAGGAGAACUAAGCACAAUUUACAUAUUUACUCUGUCUUUUUUAAAUAUGCACAUUGUUUUCAUGUGUUAAUCUGUGCUGUUUUUUGUUCUAAAUGUACAAGUACUAAAUGCACACUUUCCACUGAUGUAAGAUGACAAGGUGGAAAUUGAUAUGUGUUUAAAAACAUUUGCUGCUUCCUAGAUAAAUCUUAUACAAUAUAUUAGCCUUCAAUGCUUUUCUUUCAGCACAAAUUAAUGUAAAGUCUGCAUUUAUCUACUACCAGUUUGUAGUUAAAUAAGUUAAUAUGUUAUUAGGUUGCAGAUUUCAACAGCAAAUAUGUAUUUAUUGAAGUAAAAUGCCUUUUUGGCCAUGCUGGUACUUUUUGAAUCUGGACAGUGUAAAAAUAA
This is a messenger RNA of Erpetoichthys calabaricus (reedfish), 4494 nucleotides long. RefSeq names its product protein prenyltransferase alpha subunit repeat containing 1 (gene ptar1). The coding region runs from base 59 to 1360 and encodes 433 amino acids. Gene Ontology annotation, cellular component: cytoplasm. The transcript has 7 exons. Gene Ontology annotation, molecular function: protein prenyltransferase activity. Lineage: Eukaryota; Metazoa; Chordata; Cladistia; Polypteriformes; Polypteridae. Gene Ontology annotation, biological process: protein prenylation. The record is from RefSeq and is a predicted model, not a curated record.